AUGGUAACCCAGUGGAACGUGCCCAAGCAGGAUGCCCAGGACAACAGGCAAGUGAUGGUGACCAUUCAGUGUGCUAUUGGAGAGAUUAUAGACAGCCACGUCACACCACACACAGUCAAGAUUCAUCCAAGACCUUUGCCCAACCUAGUCCCUGGCCCUAAUUUCAACGCUUCCGCACCACCAGCAUUUCAUGAAAGCGAUGUCGCAUACUUGUACUGGACCAUUUCUGUAGUUGUCUGGGCAUACCUUCGCUCUGGUUUCAUUAUGAGCCACUUCCCAUCCUCGUAUGUUUCUGAUCUUCUGGAUCCGCGCAGAGUCAUCUCCCUCACCCAUAACUAUGUCGCCCAUCAUCGUAAGCCAGAUAUUGCUGUGGUUCAUCACCACACAGCUUCGUGUGUCUUGGAGUGGCAUCAAAUUGCUAGCAUAGGUGAAGUGAAGUAUGCUUCAUCAAGCGAGCUCCGAGUCACAGCACUACGAUAUGUCAUUGACCAAAGCUGGUUUAUGAUGAUGUCUUCUUACUCCCGUUGCUUCUGUCUUGGGUUCACCCAGUGCGGUCCCCUCCUCACACUCUGUCUCACUGAUCGUGGUGGGAACUGCACGACAAAAGAUGUCAAUGCAUCCAAGGCAGAGGACAUCCCAAUUUUUAUCCAGGCAGUCGCUCAUUUCACCCUUGCUCCUGACGAUGAACUUGGGGAUGAUUGA
Molecule: messenger RNA, 702 nt
Organism: Suillus paluster
Lineage: Eukaryota; Fungi; Basidiomycota; Agaricomycetes; Boletales; Suillaceae
Exons: 2
Coding region: 1-702 (233 amino acids)
Source: RefSeq, a predicted model, not a curated record